Molecule: messenger RNA, 1659 nt
Organism: Camarhynchus parvulus
Lineage: Eukaryota; Metazoa; Chordata; Aves; Passeriformes; Thraupidae
Gene: TBX21
Product: T-box transcription factor 21
Biological process (GO): regulation of transcription by RNA polymerase II; lymphocyte migration; positive regulation of DNA-templated transcription
Cellular component (GO): nucleus
Molecular function (GO): RNA polymerase II cis-regulatory region sequence-specific DNA binding; DNA-binding transcription factor activity, RNA polymerase II-specific
Source: RefSeq, a predicted model, not a curated record
AUGGGCGCGCUGGAGCCGGGCACCGGAGCCCGGCCCGCCGCCCCCAUGCUCAGCGCCGCCGCCGGCUUCGGCAAGGAGCCGCCGGGCCCGCGGGACGCCGCCGCCGCCGCCGCCGCUUUCUUCGGUGAUGGAGGGGCACCGGAACCGGGCGCCCCCCCGCUCCCGUACGGCGCUCCCGGCGGUUUUGGCGGCCGGUACCUGGGGCCGUGCCCGCCCUACCGGGCGCCGCCGCCUCCCGCCGCGCCCGUGGAAGGUUACGGGGGCACCGAGGGCGCGUUCGGCGGCGGCGGGGGCGCGCUGUGCCCCCCGCUCUGCGCCCUGCCCGGCUACCGGGCGGCCGGGAAGGUGCAGGUGAUGCUCAACAAUUACCCGCUCUGGGCCAAGUUCCACAAGCACCAGACCGAGAUGAUCAUCACCAAGCAGGGCAGGCGAAUGUUCCCCUUCCUCAGCUUCAGCCUGUCGGGGCUGAACCCCGCGGCGCACUACAGCGUCUGCGUGGACGUGGUGCUGGUGGACCAGCACCACUGGCGCUACCAGGGCGGCAAGUGGGUGCAGUGCGGGAAAGCCGAGGGCAGCAUGCCAGGGAACCGCCUGUACCUGCACCCCGACUCGCCCAACACGGGCGCGCACUGGAUGCGCCAGGAGGUCUCCUUCGGGAAGCUGAAGCUCACCAACAACAAGGGAGCCUCCAACAACGUCGGACAGAUGAUCGUGCUGCAGUCGCUGCACAAGUACCAGCCGCGGCUGCACGUCACGGAGGUGAAGGAGGGCGAGGGGGAGGACGGGUACCCCUCCCCGCACACCCACACCUUCGCCUUCCCCGAGACCCAGUUCAUCGCCGUCACCGCCUACCAGAACGCCGACAUCACGCAGCUGAAGAUCGACCACAACCCCUUCGCCAAAGGAUUCCGGGACAACUUUGACUCGAUGUACCCGGGCUCGGAGAGCGACCGCCUGACCCCGUCCCCGCCGGAGGCUCCGGGCUGCCCGCAGCUGCUGCCGGCGCCGCGCUUCCAGCCCUUCCUGCCCGAGCAGCUCCCGCUGCCCCCGGGCCGCUUCUUCGGGGCCGAGCGGGGGGCGGCCGCGCUGCCGCUGCCCCCCAAGGACCCCCCGCCCUGGUUCUUCCCCCCGCAGCAGCCGCCCGGCCCCGGCGCGCUGGACUACGGCGGCUUCGAGGGGGGCUACGGGGGGGGCAAAGCGCUGCCCUACGGGGUGAAACCGCUGCCGCUGCCCCCCGGCCCGCACCCGCCCCUGCCCUACUACCCCGAGGGGCCGGGGGGCUUCGCGGGCGGCUGGAGCCCCGCGCAGCUCGGCCCCAAGGGCGGCGCCGCGGCCCUGGGCUGGUACCGGGAGCCCCGCGAGGAGAAGGGCAAGCAGCCGGGGGGCUGGGGCGGCGAGCCGCCCGCGCCCGGGGCCGCCGGGGACUCCUCGGACUCGGGGCUGUACGAGUGCAAGCGGCGCCGGCUGUCCCCGUACCCCUCGAGCACCGAGAGCUCCUCCCCGCCCGCAACGGCGACGUCUACGACAAGGAGCCGCUCGCCGACGGCGCCUACUACGGCUACUACGGCAACUGAGGCACGCCGCGGGCUCAGAGCCCCCCGGAGAGCCCAACCGUGGCUCCUGCGCGCCCCCAGCCCCGCACCCUGGGGCUCAGCCUGA